Manduca sexta (tobacco hornworm) is the source of this 2203-nucleotide messenger RNA. RefSeq names its product peroxidase. Lineage: Eukaryota; Metazoa; Arthropoda; Insecta; Lepidoptera; Sphingidae. The record is from RefSeq and is a predicted model, not a curated record. Gene Ontology annotation, biological process: response to oxidative stress. The coding region runs from base 47 to 1981 and encodes 644 amino acids. Gene Ontology annotation, molecular function: peroxidase activity; heme binding. The transcript has 12 exons.
ACGGUAAAACGACCUGCGGGGUAAGUCACGCGAGGACGGCUGCGCGAUGUGGCGUCUCCUGGUGCUGUUGCCCCUGGUCUCCGGCCAGCAGCUGUACGACGCGUUCUCCGGGAAACCCAUCACUGAAGACCGAAGGAAUGAGCUCGCCGCUCUCAACUUAACUACCCCGUGCACUAUCAACGUAGCACCAUGCAGACAUCACGAAGGGCGGCGAGUGGAUGGAACAUGCACCAACCCCAAGUACCCAUCGCUGGGAGCGGUACCGGCACGGUACAUGAGGAUGCGACCCGCUAGGUUUGGAGUAGGCAAUUCAAUACGGUCCGCCACAAAUGGUUCAAUGCUGCCAUCAACUCGUCUGCUUCGCACUAAAAUCCUGACCGAUGGUUAUCAGGAAGACCACAACUUUUCCUUCUUAGCACCAACCAUUCUACUAUUUCUUGUUGCUGACAUUGCUGAUUUGCUGGUGUUGUUGACAUACGCAUUAGUCAGUGACUGCUGCCUCGGAAACACACCUAAUCGCGUGAACCCGAAUUGCAUCUCCAUCCCAGUACCGCAGGACGACCCGUACCUGCGCCGCACCGGCAUUCGCUGUAUGAACCUCACCAGGUUUCCAACAUUCCAGGAACUGCAAUGUGCACCAAACACAUUGCCUGCAGAGCGGAUUGACGUUAUCAGUACUCCGAUAUUAGACAUGUCUACAGUAUAUAGCUCCAGGAACGAUAGGGUGCGUCAAAUAAGAGCAUAUCAAGGUGGACUUCUAAAGUCUGAAAUGAGAAACGGAUUAGAAUAUCCGCCUGGUGCGGCGCUCACCUGUAUUAAAAACCAACGGCCUCUGGAAAAUAUUUGCUAUGAGUUUGGUGAUACUUAUGGUGGUAACAUAGUUUCUGGUAUAUACAUGACUGCAAUGUGGUUCUUCCGAGAGCACAACCGCCUGGCGCGCAGACUGGCUGAGAUCAACCCGUGCUGGGACGACGAGAAGCUGUUCGAGACAGCGCGGCAGAUCAACAUAGCGCAGUGGCAGAACAUACUAUACUACGAAACUAUGAUUGCUAUAUUAGGCAAAGAAAAUGCUUUAGAAGCCGGUAUUGUAUACGACACGGAUGGAUACGUGAACGACUUUGAUCCGCGGUACAAACCGGGCACAUACCACGAGUUUAUAGUGGGACUGAGAUGGUUCCAUAACCUGCAGGACGAGCGGUCUGACUUGUACAGUAGGGACGGAAAAUACCUAGGCUCUCGGACGGGUGUAGAUGAUGAAUUUAGAAGCGGUAUCCUAGAAGUGAAUAACACUGAGGCAGAUCUUACACAGGGUGCGUUCCGACAACGAGCCGCUAAAAUAGACUACAAUAUGGACCCAGAUUUGGCAGAGCGUGUCUUAGGCGAGUUGCAGACGGCUUCGGACCUGCUGGCUAUCGACAUGAUGAGGGGCCGCGACGAGGGCCUGGCGCCGUACAACGAGUACCGCAAACUCUGCGGUCUGCCGCACGCGCACAAGUUCUCCGACCUAGAGGACACCAUAUACCCUGACAAAUUAGAGCAAUUGCGCCGAAUAUACGAUGGUGAAAUAGAUGAUGUGGAGCUGAUGGUGGCCUUAUACAGCGAGAGGCUCAUCAAAGGCGGCUGGGUAGGACCCACGCUGUUCUGCAUCAUGGCAAGGAACCUAGUGGAAUGGAGAAAAUCGGACAGAUUCUUUUUUGAGCAAGGAGAUUCACCCACUGCGUUCACAAUUCCUCAGCUUAAUGAAAUAAGAGUGACAAGUACCGCAAAACUCAUCUGCAACAACGGUGACAGUGUGGACAAGAUUCAGCCGCACGCGCUCUACAAUAUAGGAAAAGGGAACGAGUUGACCCCAUGCGAGGCAAUCCCGGGCAUAGACCUCACCAAAUGGGCAGAUCCGCAUUGCCACAGUGAUGUCCACAAAGAGGAACCCAACACUUCGAAAAACGAUGACUAUUGGGCCGGAUAUUAUUAUAAAAAAUGAUUUUGAAAUUUGAGCCGAAACCGAUAAACGACUCCAAUCACUAUCUUCAGAUUGAUCCAUAAAACAUAUUAUAAAUCAAAAUAAGUCAUAAUAAGUAGGUACGUACCACAGUGGCGUAGUAGUAUUGCGCGCGCUACGACUUCCGCUGUGAGCUCUUGGGUACGAAUCCAGUAUCGGGCAAAAUAGUAUUGUAUAGUAUUGGGUUUUUCUUCUCAAUAUAAG